Molecule: messenger RNA, 922 nt
Organism: Plectropomus leopardus (leopard coralgrouper)
Lineage: Eukaryota; Metazoa; Chordata; Actinopteri; Perciformes; Serranidae
Source: RefSeq, a predicted model, not a curated record
UUUAUCACAUCGCCGCAUCUAACCCUAAACUGUCUCUAAGUGGCUCCGCCGGACAGCUUGUUUCCAUUGAGGCUGCAGAGCUUUAUUUCUCCUCGCAGUGUUGAGUUCACACAUAGAGGGAGUUGCCUCGCUGCUGAUGCUGCUGAAAUCAAUUCUUUAUCUCCCAUCUUCUCUUAUCGCUCUUAUCUCCCCUCUCCCCCCUGGAGUCGACACCGGUGGCUUAUUGGACGCGCUGGAUGGCUGGUGCACUUAGCGAACCGGCGUGAAUCUUUUUUACCCCCCAUUAUCAUCAUCAUCAUCAUCUUUCUCUGAGCCUGUGAACAAAACUGCAACAACAAUGACAGAGCCGGCCACCCAAGAGUCCUACCCUGUCCCGGACCCGACUAUUGUGGAUCCCUGCCCGGCUGCGGUGCGGAACGGCCAGUGCGCCCCAGAUGGCUUCACCAAUAACCAUCACCAGCAAGCCAAAACCCCCAGCCAGCCCGAGACGUUCACCACGGGCCAGGAGAUGAAAAUAACAGAUAGUGUGGAGGGAGAAGGUCUCCUCGAGAGCAGCAUGCGCCUGAAGCCCCACGAGGCUCAGAGCUACAGGAAGAAGGCACUCUGGGUCUCCUGGGUCUCCAUCGUGGUCACGCUCAUUCUGGCUGUGGCAGCUUUCACUGGCAUGGCUCGGCUGAGGAUCGACUGGCACAGUCCCGAUCGGUCGGCCAGCUCCCUCUGGAAUGCCCCGGUUGCCAGGAACCCCAGUGUGGUCAGCACCUGUAUGGGCACAGGCAGCGCAUGGCUCCUGGCUGUGUUGCGCUCCAAGGCCAGCCGCAGCUCUGCGCACAGUUCCACGAGGAUUGCCCUCGGGAACCUAAAGCGGCUGAUGAGCCAGUCGUCAUCGUGUGCCAGCCACAGCCUCACAGAGCUGCUGGCAUGA